This is a messenger RNA of Acanthopagrus latus (yellowfin seabream), 955 nucleotides long. It is a transcript of the gene stmn4, whose product is annotated as stathmin-like 4. The transcript is spliced from 6 exons. The record is from RefSeq and is a predicted model, not a curated record. The coding region runs from base 152 to 718 and encodes 188 amino acids. Gene Ontology annotation, cellular component: neuron projection; cytoplasm. NCBI's taxonomy places the organism in Eukaryota, Metazoa, Chordata, Actinopteri, Spariformes, Sparidae. Gene Ontology annotation, molecular function: tubulin binding. Gene Ontology annotation, biological process: microtubule depolymerization; neuron projection development; regulation of microtubule polymerization or depolymerization.
UGAUGCUGUUGCCCGGCGCCUGUAUCCGUGCAGCCAGACGGGGGUAACUGUAGUCACCGGUCCACCAUCAGCAGCAGCAGAGAAGACAGGGACAGAGGGGGACUGAGAAGGAUCUUCAGCAUCCCUGAAGAGUUACGCACACGGUGACAACAUGACUCUGGCAGCCUACAAAGAGAAGGUCAAAGAGCUCCCCCUGGUGUCUCUGUUCUGCGCCUGCCUGAACCCACAGACUGCAGAUAAACCUACGUACAAGGCAGAAGAUGCGGUGGACCUCGGCUGGUGCGUCAUCAAAGACGUGGAGGUGAUCGAGCUGAACAAGCGGGCGUCCGGCCAGGCCUUCGAGGUCAUCCUCAAGCCUCCGUCCUUUGACGGCGUGCCAGACCUGAACACCUCCAUGCCGCAGCGCCGUGACCCAUCUCUGGAGGAGAUCCAGAAGAAGCUGGAGGCCGCAGAGGAGAGGCGGAAGUGCCAGGAGGCCGAGCUGCUGAAGCACCUGGCAGAGAAGAGGGAGCACGAGCGCGAGGUGAUCCAGAAGGCCUUCGAGGAGAACAACAACUUCAUCAAGCACGCCAAGGAGAAGCUGGAGCAGAAGAUGGAGGCCAACAAGGAGAACCGGGAGGCCCUGCUGGCCGCCAUGCUGGAGAGGCUGCAGGAGAAGGACAAACAUGCAGAGGAAGUGAGGAAGAACAAGGAGCUGAAGGAGGAAGCCUGCCGGUAGAGGAGAGGAGAAGAGAGAGAGAAAAGGAGGGAGACUGGGAGUUUUCUGAGUCGGUAACAUUAAAAAAAAAAAAGAAAGAAAGAAAGAAAAUGAAAACAGUGCAGGAAAAAAAAAGAACUCGAAAGCAACUCGAACAAAAAAGGAGAAAAGAUGAGUUUUCAUAUUUGAUGUUACGCUGUAGCGAUUCUGAAGAAGCUGUACAAAGAUUAGACGACUCUUGAUGUUGAAAUUCAAAAA